Aaosphaeria arxii CBS 175.79 is the source of this 1520-nucleotide messenger RNA. RefSeq names its product nucleotide-binding domain-containing protein. Gene Ontology annotation, cellular component: late endosome; cytoplasm. The record is from RefSeq and is a predicted model, not a curated record. Gene Ontology annotation, molecular function: oxidoreductase activity. Gene Ontology annotation, biological process: retrograde transport, endosome to Golgi. NCBI's taxonomy places the organism in Eukaryota, Fungi, Ascomycota, Dothideomycetes, Pleosporales. Bases 84 to 1469 code for a protein of 461 amino acids. The transcript has a single exon.
AUACUUUCCGACUUCUCAUUAGUAUAUUUAGCAGAGAUGGGCACUUGCAGCCUCCCCCACACGAGAGCAGCCAGAUUCGGACCAUGUCUCAGCCAAAAGAGAACAUUGUCAUCCUUGGUGGAGGUAUAAUUGGACUAUCAAUUGCAUACUAUCUUUCGCAAGACCCAAACUCGAAUCGAAGCAUACAUAUUAUUGAUUCCGCGCCAACGUUACUCGAAUCAGCUUCUGGCUAUGCAGGAGGGUUCCUCACCCGUGACUGGUUCGACCCACGACUUGCACCAUUCGGUGAAUUCUCUUUCAAACUUCAUCGUGAAUUAGCGGAGUCUUCUGAUGGUCAUCGGCGCUGGGGAUACUGCGGCUCGCACGUAUACAGUUUAACGCUUAAUGGCGCGCCCGGGGCUGCCCGUGGGGAAGACUGGCUGCUAGAGGGAACAAGCCGGGCGCAAGCGGUUGGCCGGAAGACAGUAGGUCAUGUCUCCGCUCCAGGCGAAAGUGUCAAUUCUGAUGGUACUCCGUCAUGGAUCACACCACAAGAGGAAGCAACAUGGGAAGUGGUUGCUGGCACAGAGGACUGUGGGCAGCUGGAUCCAAGAAAGUUGUGUGAGCAUUUGCUGUCUGAAUGCCAGGAAAGGGGUGUGGAAAUCGUCCCAUCCACCCGUGCCACUGCUAACAAACAAAGACAUGACCAGUCGUCCGUGUUGACACUCCAGUCAUCUGUUGAUGAUAAAGCACCGUCGUUUAUCCGCUGCACCAAUCUGAUCAUCGCCGCAGGGUGCUGGACCCCACGCGUCUUGGACACUCUCUUUCCGGGACAUAGAGUAAAGCUGGAGAUAGAUGCACUGGCAGGCUACAGUAUUGUAUACAAAACCCCCAGAUACACCAAACCUUUCCGAAAUAUUGCCCACGGCGAGAAAGGGAAAUUCAACGCUAGGGACAAAUAUGUCUCGUACGCCAUCUAUUGCCCAUCGACGAAACACUGGACGUACUCACCAGAAGCUUUUGCCAGACUCAGCGAGAACGAAAAGCCCGAGAUAUGGGUGGGAGGGCUGAAUCGAGACCAAACCCAACUGCCACUGCCAGAGCUUGCUACAGACUGCAAAAAGCUCAUGAAAAGUGAAGACUUAGCGAACCUUCGACAGACCGCAGUCCAUAUGACCGGCCUGCCGGGUCUGGGUGGAAAUCCGACUGAAGAUGACCUUGAGAUCCUAAGAGAAGGAUUAUGCUUCAGACCAGUAAGCAAGAGCGGUGUUCCGACUGUGGGGCGGAUUGCACCUAUGGACUUGGGUGCAGACUUUCGGUCCGGAUUGGGUGCAAAGGUGUGGAUCGCAAGUGGCCAUGGGCCAUGGGGUAUCUCCAUGGCUCUAGGAACAGGCGUUGUGAUCAACGAUCUCAUUUCUGAGCGGGAACCAUCUGUAGACAUAUCUGCUCUCCAAGUGCAAACUAGGGCUCCAGGAGGCUCCAAGAUGUGACACUGAAACUUAUUUUGUUAGAUAUAACAGACAAUUACACGACCACUUAUA